Blastomyces dermatitidis ER-3 is the source of this 1302-nucleotide messenger RNA. RefSeq lists its product as uncharacterized. Bases 1 to 1302 code for a protein of 433 amino acids. The transcript is spliced from 6 exons. NCBI's taxonomy places the organism in Eukaryota, Fungi, Ascomycota, Eurotiomycetes, Onygenales, Ajellomycetaceae. The record is from RefSeq and is a predicted model, not a curated record.
AUGGCUUUUCUUGAGCUUGCCAUGGCAGGGCUCUCCCUGAGCCCGAUUACCUCUGCUUCGUUCUCAUACAAUUUAAACUACCGCUCCCAUUCCCAUAAUCACCCUGAUAUGGGAAUUGCCAUUAACAAGGUGCACAAGCGGAAUGUUCCAUCCUCUCCAUUCAACCCCGAGGAUCUGUACUUCACUCAUAGCGUUGCUUCUGGAGAUCCUUACUCCAAUUCUGUGAUCCAAUGGACCUGCGUCUCACCUAUGAACAAGAGCAGUGACUCCAACGUGGCUGUCAGUGGUACAGCCCCUCUGUAUGACCAUGGCAACGAUAGAUACGUUUCCGUUUCUACUGCGCCCGUUUGUGUGGAGCACAAAGUUGCAAGGGAUGGCAUGAUGAGGAAAGUCGUCACCGGCAGAGAAGUUUGGACUUCCUCUGAUGUUGACUAUACAGUCAAGCCCAGGGAUUUUUCAAUGCCUACGGUAAUGCUGCCUGUAAAGACAAUGCCGAUUACGUUAUCCAUCUUGGUGACUAUAUCUACGAGCACAAAGAGGGCGAGCACUAUGCUUUUUAAUGGUGAAUAUCAAACCAUUCCGAUACUGAAAUGUCUUGCUAUAAAGGUGGCUACGGAUGGGGCUGGUUCAUGGAUCGCAUCCCACAGCCUGCGGAUCACAAUACCAAAACUUCCCUGGAUCACCAUUUGGGAUGACCAUGAGGCGAAGAACAACAUCUGGAAAGCUGGUUCGUCUAAAAUGAACAAUACAGAAGAAUCCUUCAUUAAGGCCGGUGGAAUUUCCAUCAACCAAGUUAAGGCCAACGCCGUCCGUGCUCACUUCGAGUGGAUGCCCAUCCGCCAGGUCGAUAUGGACGAGACCCUCCGUAUCUGGCGCAACUUCGAGAUUGGCGAUCUAUUCAGUCAUAUCAUGCUUGAUACCCGUGUCUAUGAUGGCUCCCUUCGAGAAUCUGCCAAGCGCAAAGCCAAAUGGCGGAUCGUUGGCCAGCAAGUACUCAUCUCCAAUAUCACGUACACCGAUGGCAGGGAAGAAACCCCCUAUAACGCCGACGCCUGGGAUGGAUACCGCGCCAGAAAAAACAGGAUCCUCUCCACCAUCCUUGAUAACGAAAUCAACAACACCAUCUUCCUUGCCGGCGACACUCAUGCCUCCAAUGUCUCUGACCUCGUCUACACGGGCCAUGGCGAAUAUGACCCCAAAUCCGGCUCAGGAGCCAUUGGUGUCGAGUUUGGUGGCUCUGGCGUCACCUCCCCCGAGCCCGUCGGCCAGAACGGUACCUUCGCCAAGGGAGCCGAGAAGUGA